AUGCAGUUGUUGACUUUGGCUUCAUUGAACAAUGGAAAGUUUCAAUCCAGAUAUGAGCCAAAGGCGGAACAGGAGAAUGAGUACAAAAUUCCACACAAAGAAUCAUUACCGAGAUUUUCCUUUGAAGUUGGAGGCUGGAAAAGCCUUCAACCAUUAAAGGCGACAUCGAUAUUUGAUUUUAGAGUCGAUUGUGCAUGCGGAUCUAUUGUGUGUGUCAAAGGUUUUUGUAUAGCACUGCAACUCAAUAUAAUAUUAAUUAAUAAUACAGAAAUUGUCACAUCGCUUUUAAGUAGAGGUGCUAGUGUUGAUGUUAAAGGAGAAAGUUACUACUUUGAAAGUAGUAUGACCCCUCUGCAUAUUUGUGCUUCGAAAGCGAAAAAAAAUUUCAAUAUACAUAUUGCCAAAGAUCUUCUAAACUAUGAUGGUGCUUCUAUCAAUUCAUUAACAUCGAAAGGAUAUACGCCACUUUAUUUUGCUUCUAAACGAGGUAUUGUAGAAGCUGUGAAAUUAUUCCUGGAUUGGGGUGCUGAUAUUAAUGCUAGCACAAAGGAUAAUUUAAGCCCACUUCAUGUUGCUAUUGAGAAUGGACAUAAAACAGUUAUAAAACUGCUCUUAGAAUGUGGAGCUAUAGUUUACAAUCAGGACACUGAUAGAUCCGUACUACACUUUGCUGUUGAAAUAGGUUCUUUGUUGAUUGUUGAAGAGGUUUUGAAGUAUUGUCCCGAUGUCAAUAAUGCAAACUUUUCUUUCAAUAAUAAAGAGCCUGAUAGUAACGUUAAGGGAGAAAUCGCCAAACUGCUUCUAAGUAAAGGCGCCCAUGUAGACGUUCAAACUGAAUAUGGUAAAACAACACUUCUUUCUUCCACUAAAAAAGGAUAUGCAAAAGUUGUUGAAGUUCUUUUGGAAUACAAUGCAAAUGUUAACUUGGCCCUGAAAAGUGGCUUCACUCCACUUCAUAUAUCUGCCCAGGACGGAAAUCUAGAAAUUAGCACAAUGAUUUUGAAUAAAGGAGCCAAUGUAAAUGCUGCAGGAAAAAAUGGAAUCACUGCACUGCACCUUGCAGCUAAAAACGGCCAUGCAGGAGUUGUAAAACUAUUGCUAGAAUGCAAUGCCAAAUUUGAUUCUGAAUUUCAAUUUCACAACGCACCACUUCUUUUGGAAUGUGGAGCUGCAGUUGACAAUCAGGACACUGACAGAUCCGUACUACAACUUGCUGUUGGAAUAGGUUCUUUGUUGAUUGUUGAAGAGGUUUUGAAGUAUUGUCCUGAUAUCAAUAAUGCAACUAACAGAAACUCUCUUGAAAUCGCGGUGCGCGGCUGUAGAGGAAAAGGCCAAAAAAAACAGGAAGAAAUAGCUAAAUUGUUGAUUAGCUACGGAGCUAAACUAAAUACUCAAGACGAAACUGGAAAAACGCCAAUAUUUUAUGCUACUAAAAAUGCUGAUUUAAAAAUGAUCGAGCUACUUUUAACUAAUGGAGCUAUUGUUGAAGAUGAUCCUGAGCUAUUGUAUAUUGCUCUUAGGAAAGAAUACAAAGAAAUCGUUGAAGCUCUUCUGCAACAUGAUGCUGAUAUAAAUGCUUGUGAUAACUACGGAAGAACAGCAUUGCAUUUUACUGCUUCGGAUCAGCAUGAAUAUUUCCGAGUCCGAGAUUAUUUCCCCUCUCUAUGUUCUGAUAAUUUUUCAGUCUUUUCUUUUAAUAAUAAAGAGCCUGAUAGUAAUAUUAAGGGAGAAAUCGCCAAACUGCUUCUAAGUAAAGGCGCCCAUGUAGACGUUCAAACUAAAUAUGUUAAAACAACACUUCUUUCUUCCACUAAAAAAUGA
Messenger RNA from Ceutorhynchus assimilis (cabbage seed weevil), 1821 nucleotides. Lineage: Eukaryota; Metazoa; Arthropoda; Insecta; Coleoptera; Curculionidae. The record is from the annotation of a GenBank genome assembly.